GUGGGGGUUGUGGGCGCUUCGCGGCCUCGCCCUCCGCGAUCCCCGGCCUUCCUCCCUCAGCCCCCGGGCGGGCACCGCCAGACUAUUGCUCGUGUGGGCAACGGUGUGGAGCGGCUAGGAGAGCUUGCUCCUUUGCAGCUGAUGGAUGAGGCCUGGGGGCCGUUUGUAUCAGUUGUGUGGUUGCAUCGGCUUAAUUCGUUGCAAAUGGUACGUUGCAGCUCUGCUGUAGAAGGAGGGGCCCUGCGGGUGACCUUGCAGAGGAUUUGAUAGCUAGCAUUGAGGUGACAGGGGAGAAACUGUCAGUCUGAGAACGCUGAAAACAAAGGGGAUGAGCUCCACAUGGAGCUGAAGUGGGCUGAGUAGGAAGGAACUGAGUGGGUAAUCAGGUGCAGCUGAAGUUUGAGGAAGGAAGGAAGGAUAGAGGGAGGGAAAGGAGGAACUGAUGUGGUGGGUGAGGAAAACGUUUGAGGGCCUCCAUGUGGCUAGGAGGGAUUGCUGUCACUGUAGGUGGGGACAGGCUGUAAUAAGAGCCAGGCUGCUUGGGAGACCUGUGCGUAAGGGGGAGGUUGGCUUCUAGAGGUGCCAAAGGGGAAGAGUUGGCAGCGCUUGAUACAGUGUAAGUGAGCAGGACAAGAGAGCGACAGGAAUUAAGAGCAGUCUGGAGUGACACUGAUGUUGUUACUCAUGGCAAGAAAAGUCCCAGACAGGGUAAGGAAUCUGGCCUUGGCCUUCUAAGUUUGGCCAUAUAUUGUAAGCAUCCAGGCUGUGAGUGUUUUAGGAGGAUAUGAAGGUACUGCUGAAGUGCUCCUACUUCUCUUAUGCCUCUGGCCCUGUUAUGGGUCAGUGGGAGGUGGGCUUGAUUCCUCUCUUCCCCUACACAUGACUUAAGACUCAAAGAGCCAGCAAGCUGUGCUGAAGUUCUUUGAUUUGUCUGAUGCCCCUUCAGCCAUAGCUGACGUCUCCCCAAGUUGAAUGCAAGAUCCUGUUGUGCCUUUGGAAGUUACUGUACAAAUUCAAACUUGUAUCUUUUAAAAGAGAAGUGUAGCAGAAAUGCUAAGUCAUGGCUUGAACCAUUGAUUGAGCACCUGGUGGGAAGGCAGGGCCAACCCAAGGGAGCUCAGGUGCAUGCAAUGCACCUGAGUGAUUGGAAGGAGUAGAGCCGGGAUCCACCCGUUCCCAGACCUCACUUAGGGCUUGGCAGUGGAGGAAAGGGUAUCUUGCUGGAGAUUCCUGUGUAUCUGAGGCUUUCCAAAGAUACCUUCUUGAGCAGCGAGAUGUGGAAAUUAAUGUCCGUGAUAAGUGGGACAGUACACCUCUGUAUUAUGCUUGCCUCUGUGGACACGAGGAGCUUGUACGCUAUCUUCUAGCCAAUGGAGCAAAAUGUGAGGCAAAUACAUUUGAUGGGGAACGUUGUUUGUAUGGAGCAUUGAGUGAUGCCAUCCGACGUCUGCUGAAGGAGUACAAGCAGAUCACAGCAAAGUGCAUGAAAAGAGACUACUAUGAUGUCUUCCUACAGCGGUUGCUGGAGCAGGGUUAUCAAAGCGACAUCGUUUUCAUUGUUCAUGGCAAAUCCUUCUGUGCCCACCGCUGCAUUCUCAGUGCUCGCAGUGCCUACUUUGCGGAAAUGUUUGAGACCAAGUGGAAGGGAAAGAACAUGAUAGUGUUGAAGCAUCCACUGAUUAAUCCCGCAGCCUUUGGCUCUCUGCUGCAGUAUCUAUACACAGGUCGUCUUGAUAUUGAUGUAGAAUAUGUAAAUGAUUGCAAGAGGUUAGCCAAACAGUGUCGGCUGCAGGACCUCAUAGAUGACUUGGAGACCAAAUGUAAAAAAGUCUAUGAAUUUGUCUCUUCCAAGCCAGGGACCUGUGUGAAAGUGCUGACGAUUGAGCCCACAGGUAACUGCCGGCUGCAGGAAGAUCUGGCUCUUCUAGCAGACUGCGCCCUGCCAGCAGAACUGCGGGUUGGUUUUGGGGAGUUGCCGUUUGACAGCACUGACAACUUCAACAGUUGUCCUGAUGUGUGUUUCCGGGUGGCAGAUUACAGCUUCUUAUGCCAUAAGGCAUUUUUCUGUGGUCGCAGUGAUUAUUUCAAAGCCCUUCUUGAAGACCAUUUCUGUGAGAGUGAGGAGCUGCAGACACAGCCCAGCAUCCCUGUGGUGACUCUCCACAACAUCUCAGAAGACAUCUUCAUCCGAGUUCUCUACUAUAUCUACAGUGAUGAUACAGAGCUGUCCCCGGAAAACGCCUACGAUGUGCUGUGUGUGGCAGACAUGUACCUGUUGCCUGGGCUCAAGCGCCUGUGUGGCAGGACCUUGGCACAGAUCCUUGAUGAAGACAACGUUGUCAGCAUCUGGAGGAUUGCAAAGCUGUUCCAGCUGACCCGGCUAGAGGACCAGUGCACAGAGUACAUGGCAAAGAUCAUCGAGAAGCUGGUGGAGUUGGAGGAGUUUGUGACUGCUGUGAAGGAGAACGCGGAGGCUGUGGAGGAACGGCAGGAGACUGACUCCAUUCCCCUGGUUGAUGACAUCCGCUUCCACAUCACUAGCAAUGUGCAGACUUACAGUGCCAUUGAGGAAGCCAACCAGAAACUUGAAGCUCUGGAAAACCUCCUGGCCAGUAUAGGGCUUGAGUGCUGAUGUGUGCAAACCCUGCCUGUCAUAUGCAGCCUGCAUAACCCCCCAUGGGUUGGCUUAGAGUGCAAGAACAUCUGAGUCACUGAAUGUUUAAUUUUCCCCCUACCUUGUCCCCCUUUCCAUCCACUUUCAGGCAUGAUUUCUUUUUAAUUUAUUUGUGUCUGGACAUUUGCAUGUCUGGUUUGUGUUUGGUUUUAUUUUGUUUUUGUCUCUCCUUUCAGAAGUAGCUCCCAAAGCUCAGCCUAAUUUAGUUGCUACUGCUUUGUACAGUACAACGCGGGUAGGAGACCGCAAGCCAUGGGGGUGAGGGGGCUGUGCUGGGGGACUUGCUAUUGCCUGAUGUUAGGAUCCAUCCUGUCCUGUUGCCGAAAAGCACACUUCUGAAACUGGUUCAUGCCAGGAUAUUUGUUGUCUUUCCAGCAGCAGCAGAAGAAAACUGGAUUAAACUUUCCAAAUAAGUGUUACAGAAAGGAGAUGGCCUUUCUUUCACUGUUAGCUUUAUAAGAUCAGAGAAGGUAAGCAGCAUUUCCCUAACAGAGGUGCAGGAGCACUUGGCUGUAUGGAGGGUGCUGUUUUCACCUGUUGUUCUAGUUCUUAAGUGGAAAAAAAGCCAAAGCGACUUCCUGAUCGUCCCUAAUUUUCAUUGCUCUGAAGUGCUGGCGUUUGGAUUUCCACACUCAGAGGAGUGGAAAAACUCAGAUUUUGAGAUUCCCGAAAUCUGACAGAUGGACAAUGUAUAUGCAAUCAGGAAGGAGAUACAGAGCAAAGAUUUGAUAUUUUUCUUGUUCCGCAUGUGAUGCGCAACUGAAUAAUUUAAAAGCUUUUCUUUAAGAACAAAUAUCUUUGGGACUACAGUAGAGACCAGAGUCGUCUUUCCUAGAAAGCAGUGGCUUUCAAUGAAUAAAGAAGGGAGAGGCCCCUUGUCUCCUACCAGGGAAAGGAAAUGCCUUCUUACUGGAAACAGCACUUUUCUUUUGGUCCAUUGUGGUAGAGCAAAACAGACUUCCUGGUAGAUCAGGAGAGAGGGGUCACCAGAAGUCUCUUUAAAAAAAAAAAAAUUUAAAAAAAAAAAGGAAAAGGGGCCUUCUGGGUCUCCUGGGGGGCAGCUGUCCCACUCUUUGACCUUGUGGCUUUGCUCAGACCUCAGCCUUGUAGCUUCAUUGUUCUCCAGGAAAUUUGCUGUUUGUACUAAUGAAUGUUUUUGAGUCUGUGUUCUGCAGUAGGUCAUGUUAUCUCUUCGUCUCCCUAGACUCCUAAUGAGGGUAAUGAUGUUAUUUCUCCUCAGCACCGAUCAGCAGGCAGCACCCCUGCACAAGGCUUUGGCUGCCAAGUAGGCUGCCCUGAGAGCUGUUUGUCUCUGGAAUGGCACGUAGGGAGAGUCUCAGGUCUCCAAGGCUCAGGCUGGGCAUGCUCUGCCGUGCUGUGAGUUGGGAGGAAGAAAAAGCAUUGUGUGAAGCACGCAGAGAAUCUUGCACAGAUGGUGGCUGCCAUUACUAAUACAUAUUGUCAUUUUGGUCACUCUGUGAAGUGAGAGCUUAAAAUAAUCCAUGUCAAGUGUGCUUUUAGCAUUUGAGGUGAGAACUGGGUGCUGGUCCCCUGCAGUUCCGGGGUGUUGUUUCCUGUAAUGGUGGUGUGGUUCUUCACGCUGAUAAGCAGUGUUUGGAGCUCCACUGUUCAGCAGGGACUUGCUGCAGGUGUUGAGUUUUCUGAGAGGAUGGGUCUGACCUCACCUGGUGAGGCUCUCAUGCUCCAACCAAACUUGCUGCCCUUGCUCAGAGCAUCUGCCCGCACCCAGCGUGCACUGAAGCUGUGUGUACUCGUGGGCAGGCUUUGGGCACCGCUUGCACUAGGUAGGCUGGUUUCACUGAGAAGGUGUCACUGAGGUUCGGCUGCUGUACUUGAGGAGCUGGACUUUGUCAAAAUCAUGUCAAGAUUGAGUUGCACUAGCAGAAGCUGGGGGACAGAGCUGGCAGGGCAGGAGUGGGGUGCAGAGAGAUUAACUGACCCCAGGUGUCUGUGCUCUUCUGUGUUUAACUGUGAUGGGGGUAGUGUCUGCAUGGCUGCUUCAAUUCUUCUGUUUCAGGAUGUUUGUGAAGAGUUGUCAUUUGCUUUCUGCAGCCGUACAGGGGCAAGGGAAACAGGUGUGCUGGUGCAGGAGUGUGUUGCUAUAUGGAAGCAACAGGAGUGUGCUUAUGUUUGGGGUGGUGACGUGGAGAGGAGCUGUGUGUGUGUGUGUGUGUGUUGUGUGAGUGGGGGAUGUAUGUGUUUGUCCAUCUCCAAGCUCAGUAUGUAUGACAAGACCACCAAAGAAUGCAACUAAAGAAAAAUGCAACUUGAACUGAUAAAAGCAUCUCAGUAGAUUUGAGGAGGGGAAGGACUAGUUAGAAAGAUCUGAUAUGAUGUCCCAGAUACUUUGGGCAAAGAGGGGUGGAAGAGCAGAACUGCCUGCUUCCUUGCUCAGUGAAAUGUCAGUCUCAUGAAAAUCUGCUACAGAAACAACCGACAGCUUAGCCCAGCUGGUUCAUGCCCUGCAUUACUCCUCCAUUUAUGGCUGAAGAUGAUGCUGAACAUAAGCAGGAUGUUUAGUUUAUUGCAUCCUCUCUACUUCUGCACAAAUUCCCCAUCUGAUGUCUUGGUAGUUGACUUUCCACAGCAAUGGUUGUGACAGCCCUACACGAGGCUCGCACGGAGCCGCUGGAGAUCAGAAUGUGGCCGUUGCCUUCUGUUUGUACUGAGCAAGAUGCAGAAGCAGGAUUACCAAGGAAUGUGCUCGUUCUUUUCUCAGCAGAUGCCUCAGCUGCUAAAGCUAAAUGGACACCGGCAGUGCGCAAAGCAGGAGGGAAGCAAAGGAGGAGCAGCGGUGCUGCAAAGUGUUUUCCAUAUGGCUGCUCUUAAAUAAUUCCGUCCUGCAAGUGAGGCUGCAGUUGUGCUCGUGGGAGGAAAGGUCAGUGUGGCCUUUUGGUCUGUCCCCCAGCAGCACAGCUCCAUGCAGACAGCCAAGCUCAUGCCUCCUCUGUCUGCGGGCACUUAGCGGUCACAUCUGUGAGCCCUGCUGGAUUGUCCAGUUACGUGGGGUCCUUUAACACCCCCCCACCCCCAAAUUCCUUUUGGCAAAAUAGGGCUAUGAAGAAGCAUGCAUAAGCAGAUGGUCAGCAUGCAGGCAAGCUCUCUGAUUAACAUGAGCCAGGUCAAAACGUAGACUUGAUUUCACUUUAUUCUUGCUGCAAAUAAUUUUAUCACAAAAUAAACAACGUAGGAUUUGAUUUCUGUUGCCAGCGUCCUUUUUGUGUUCUGUUGGCUCUGUCCCUUUUAUUUACUACUAGCCACUUGUGGAAUUAAGAAGAUUGUAAAAUUUAUCAGAGCAACAAUAUAUUUAAGAAGAAAUGUGUAAGCAUGCGUGCAGCAAUAAAAUAGUAUAUUUCACUACA
Numida meleagris (helmeted guineafowl) is the source of this 6057-nucleotide messenger RNA. RefSeq names its product ankyrin repeat and BTB domain containing 1 (gene ABTB1). The record is from RefSeq and is a predicted model, not a curated record. The coding region runs from base 1484 to 2632 and encodes 382 amino acids. NCBI's taxonomy places the organism in Eukaryota, Metazoa, Chordata, Aves, Galliformes, Numididae. Gene Ontology annotation, molecular function: protein binding. Gene Ontology annotation, cellular component: ubiquitin ligase complex; cytoplasm. The transcript is spliced from 12 exons.